AUGCAAUCAGACAGUGAUCGCUCCUCGUGCCCCUGCAUGGCAAGCAGCCCGUACUCAGACGGCACUGUCACUCGUGCUGUGAUCACUUUCUCACCCAAGGAAUCUGGAAGGCACAGCGCUUCGAAGGUCUCCCACAGUGGAGUGACACGCAAUAGGAGGCACGUUGAUAUGGGGAGUAUCGUGCCAGCACCGGCUGGUGCCGAGUCUGAUUCUCAGGGGGUCGGGGUCGGGGUAGUCGUUGUGACAUGGAUCUCCAAUCACGGGCCCAAGAGUUCAGGCUCCCGCCUCGAGCCCGCCUCGAGCCCGCCUCGAGCCCGCAGUGCCCGCCAACAGGGGGCCCAACAGGAUGUGAAGAUGGGCAGGGGACCUUGCAUCAGCGUUGCAUUGCGGCAGGUGAUAUUGAAGCUUCUUGUUCCUCUGACUGGCCAAUUCGCUGUGCCACACCCAAGCUUUCAGCAAAAUGGCCCUGUUCGGGGGCCUCGAGUGGCCGAGUCUUGGUGGCCCCGACAGAGAGAGGAGAAGGUGUGGGAGGCCACGCCCGAGGUCACGAACAUCCAAGCUUCCUCGUCAUUCGCAGAGCUGAAAGAGCUCCGGGAGGCCGAUGAUACCUCAGCCCAGAGGUGGAACGUCGUCUUUGCUCACCUCCCUCUGCCACCGAGUGUGGAGCCCCUGCUGACUGGCAGCAACUGCGGGCGGGAAUCUGUGCUCUUGGGUCGGCCCUUGGAUCUAUUCUCCCCACCGCGUGCCCGAGUUUGCCUCGAUGUCACACCAGAUCACACCCUACGAUCGACCUUUCUACCCCAUCUCGCCGUAGAGUUGGAACAUUCAACGUGCGACGCUGGCGCUAAAGUCUCUUACGAUCACAAACAUUCAGGAGAACCAACACCGUUUUCCCGGGUCCAAAGGGGGUCGACUCAAGCUUUAAUAUCGCUCGACGCGCAUGGCGUCGGUGAUCUGGACCGUGACCGACCCUUCGAGCUGAACAAGCGUCAUGUCCACGGUCGCACCGCAGAAAAACCACAUGUGGCGAUAACGGCUCCCAAGCCUCUGUGUCUCCGAGACGACAAACAACACAACAUGAGGCCAACACCGGCAAGGUUGGCCGUGAGUGUGGCGCUUGCCAACUCUGCGACCGCUAUCCUUGUCACGCCAGAGUCGCCAUGUGACGACCAGUGUGGCAAUGUCCUCUCAGCGACGACCGGCUCGGACAUCGAGUGCGACCAGAACCUUUACGGCAGCGCAGCGGGCACCGUGUUCAGGAACUGCUUGAACUGCGAGCUGGGCAGCAGCUACUACAGCUCCGAGCUGAAUCAGACGGAUCUACAAUGGAUGCUCUACAACGCUAGGUUUGCAGUCUCAUACUGCGUGUUCGGUGAUCCCGGCAACAAAAACGCUGGCAGCAGCCCCUGUCUUACUUCACGCGCGUGUGGUAACCUCAAAGGCGCCUUGGAGUAUAGCAACUUCAGCACCGACGUUGGGCAAUACGACUACUGCGCCAAAUGGGACUUCAGCGAGCUGACGAACGGAUGCGAGAACUGCUUACGGGCGAGCGAUGACGACUACCUCGCCAACAUGGUGGCCGUGCUCCAGAUCGGCUGCAGCCAAAAGCCCGUCGCCGGCGCGACCCUGUCCGUCGAGGGCGGGAUAUUCUCGACCACCUUGCUCAAUGAGACCACGCCGACGCCGGAAGCCAGCUGGACGGGCGACGGCGACUCGGGCCCGCUCUCGCUCGGCGCCAAGGUCGGCAUCGCCAUCGGCGGGCUCUGCCUCGCCCUCGUCAUCGCCGGCUUCUGCAUCGUGUGCAACGGCCGCCGCCGCCGCCGCGCCUACCUGCGCAAGCUCCAGAUGCGCCAGAAGGACGCCGGGUGGCCGCACCCGGCCGCAAUGAGCGGAGGAGGCGGAGGCGGCGGCGGAGGUGAAAGCACAGGGGUGGUCCACCGGGGACCCGACAUGAACGAGACGCCGCUCAGCCAGAAGCCGCUGCGCGGGUGGGACGACUCGCCGCUGUCGGCGACGGCGUCGGACCCCAGCUACGGGCGGUACUUCUCACCGUACUCGUCGCAGUACAACAGCCCCGUCAGCGCGGCCGGCACGCCCGCCAUCAUGGCGCAGCACUGGCCGCAGAACUUCCACGACGGCAUGUCGCCGCAGAGCUACCACGACAACCUCUCCCCGCAGAGCUACCACGGCAAUCUCUCCCCGCACGACUUCCAUGACCACCGGGGACACGCCUUCGCGGCUCACAGCCAGGGCCAGGGAUACCCCUCAUCGUCGCAGGAGAAGGCCAUGCAGGACCAGCACGAGGCCGCCACGGCCGCCGGGCCCUCGGAACGCCAGCCCAUCCACAUAGGAGUCGCGCUGGGCGGCGACGAGCCGAGCCUGCGGACGGAGCCGUCCAACCCGAGCUUCCGUGGCCAAGGGAAAGGCGGCGCGGCCGAGGAGUACGAGCUGCACGAGGUCAGCAGCGCGGGGGGGAGCAGUGCCGGCGGUGCUGGCAACACGGCGACGAUCGGCCACAGCGAUAGCUUCAAGAACCGGCUGGAGAGGGGCAACGUGGCGCCGGUGCUGCAGCAUCCCGGGUAUGGGCGGUAUAGCCCUGAUAAGUUCCCGCCGCCGCCGCCGCCCACGCAUGGGACGCAGGAUGGUUGA
Messenger RNA from Diaporthe amygdali, 2649 nucleotides. Its product is annotated as lpxtg-domain-containing protein. The record is from RefSeq and is a predicted model, not a curated record. Bases 1 to 2649 code for a protein of 882 amino acids. The transcript is spliced from 5 exons. NCBI's taxonomy places the organism in Eukaryota, Fungi, Ascomycota, Sordariomycetes, Diaporthales, Diaporthaceae.